GCUAAAUAUUUCUUUUGACAGAUUGUUGUUGUUUGUGGCAUUUUUUGGGAAAACAUCUUAUAUCGAGCUAUGGGAGGCUGCCGCUGUUCAUAUAAAAAUUGUCAGAAUUCGACAAAAUCAAGUGAGAACCUGCACUUUUUUCACUACCCUGUGAGGCAUAAAGAAAGAUGCAAAUUAUGGAUAGAAAUGGCGAACAAACCGCAGUUUUGCGAUCUCGAGGAGGAUCAGUUGAGAAACAAAGUCAUUUGUGAACAGCACUUUGAAGAUAAGUAUUUUCCUAAUCCUUUGAAGAAAAGAUUAUUACAGGGAGCUGUGCCCUCAUUGGAUGGUGAUAGUUUAGAACCCCCCGUGGAGAUACCUUUAACAGAAGAUGUACAUAUAAUGCCGGCUAAUGAUGAUGGUACAAUAUUCAUGGUUAAAACUGAGAAUACUUUUAAGAGAAGAAGAGCUCAAGAAUGUGAAUCUUAUGUCUACAAGAAUGGUUUAAUAUUACCCUCGAGAGGUAAAAGGGCUGAAAUAAAGAAAGAGAUAAAGAUGGAGAAUGAUGGGGCUUUACAUCGUGUCCUUGACAACAAAGAAAUGCAAGUUGUUACUGGAAUGACCAUAAAUGCAACUAAAAGAACCACAAAUCCAGUAUCGAUAACCUCUAUGAAACCCAAGAAGGUUUUGAAUCGGUUAUUAGAACCCAUUGUGCACCCGAAUUUCAGGAACCCCCAAAUAAUGCGAGAUGAGUUGUCAAUUGAAGAUGACAAGCCCAACAUUGAGCAUGUGGAAAUUCAAGACCUGCAAGAAGACAUUUCAAUUGUACCUGCCACACCAAAACAAAAUCUGAACGGAAGUACAUCAGCCAAAAAACCUGAAGCAGUACCAGUAAACAAAAACUAUUUGCGCAAAAUCAAGCAGCACAGCCGCGAAAUCGCAACGAUUAAAAAAAUGCUGCAGGAAAAAACCAAACUGGACAUGGGCAAAAUUCUGGAGGCUCUAAAAGAGAGCGUACCUCCAACCCUAUACACCAUUGUUGAAUUAAAUAUGAAAUUGCAAUGUGAUUUAACUAUGAAUGACUUGCAAUUUUUUGGGGACAUUCAUAAACACUCCCCCCAGGUGUAUGAUUUGUUAAUCAACAAAUACGACUGGAAAUUACCAGACAUGGAGAAAUAUAACUCUGAAAAUAGCAUGUAAAUUGUAUAGAAUUUAAAUUAUUUGUCAUUUGUGCUAAGUUGAAAGGUCCUAUCUACAAUAUUUAGUAAUAAAGGACAAAAUAUCAUUUUUAUUUGCCCUUUAUUUAUUACUUAAUAUUGUAAAUAGAACCUUUGAGCUUAGCAUGGCAGAAUAUUAUUUUAUUGUAUUUUUUGAUCAAGUUUUGUAAUUUUGUAUAUUAAUU
Brassicogethes aeneus is the source of this 1381-nucleotide messenger RNA. The record is from the annotation of a GenBank genome assembly. NCBI's taxonomy places the organism in Eukaryota, Metazoa, Arthropoda, Insecta, Coleoptera, Nitidulidae.